Messenger RNA from Choloepus didactylus (southern two-toed sloth), 369 nucleotides. Its product is annotated as 60S ribosomal protein L23a-like. The transcript is spliced from 2 exons. Lineage: Eukaryota; Metazoa; Chordata; Mammalia; Pilosa; Megalonychidae. Gene Ontology annotation, biological process: ribosomal large subunit assembly; translation. Gene Ontology annotation, molecular function: structural constituent of ribosome; rRNA binding. The coding region runs from base 1 to 369 and encodes 122 amino acids. Gene Ontology annotation, cellular component: ribosome; cytosolic large ribosomal subunit. The record is from RefSeq and is a predicted model, not a curated record.
AUGGAGAAAGAAGAGGAGUUCGAGUCACAAGAAAAAGAAGAUAUACAUACGCUGCGUCUCAGAAGACAGCCCAAAUAUCCUCGGAAGAGCACCUCCAGGAGAAACAAGCUGGACCACUAUGCCAUCAUCAAGUUCCCCCUGACCACUGAGUCAGCCAUGAAGAAGACUGAAGACAACAGCACACUUGUGUUCAUUGUGGAUGUCAAGGCCAUCAAGCACCAGAUCAGACAGGCUGUGAAGAAGCUCUAUGACAUUGACAUGGCAAAGGUCAACACCCUGAUCAGGCCUGAUGGAGAGAAGAAGGCAUAUGUACGACUGGCUCCUGAAUAUGAUGCUUUGGAUGUUGCCAACAAAAUUGGGAUCAUCUAA